UUCUCUUUCCUCUCUCUACUUUGUUCAAUUUAUCAUUUAUUAGUAUCUUGAUUUUUAUAGUUUUCAGAUAUAUCUCAUGCUCUAACUGAAACUGUUGCCUUUCUUCAUCAAUAGGAGUCAGCAAUUUUAAAGUAACCAAUUCUCCAAGAAAAUCACCAUAGAAUUAAUUCUAGUUUUUCUUCUGUUAUGAUUCUGUUAUGAUAUUUAUUGAAGUUUGCCUAUGGUGCAGCUCAUUUAGCUACUUUCGGGGUCUUUCUAUUUUUGCUUACCUCGCGGUGACACGUCUACUUCUUACAAUUUCUGACUAGUACCAGUUGUCUCUUCAUACCUUUUUAUGCUGGAUGAGUGGCGAUGAAUCAGCUAAAUGUUCUAUUUGGACCAGAGAACAAGAUAAGAGCUUUGAGAAUGGUCUGGCAAUUUAUCCUGAGGAUUUAGAAGAUCGAUGGGAGAGAAUUGCUGCUGACGUUCCUGGGAAAACUGUAGAGGAGAUUAUACAACACUACAAUAUCCUAAUUGGUGACCUUUCAAGAAUUGAGUCUGGCUGUGUGCCACUGCCUCGUUAUGAUACUUCUGCAGAUGACUUAACUGGCCAAGUGGGUGACGAAGGAACUGGUAGGAAAGGUGGUAAUUCAGGACAAUAUGGAGUUGAUGGUGGCAAAGCUUCUAGGGCUGAGCAGGAGCGUCGGAAAGGGAUUUCAUGGUCAGAGGAAGAGCACAGGCUAUUUCUUCUUGGUCUGGAGAAAUAUGGGAAAGGUGACUGGCGAAGUAUAUCUCGCAACUUUGUAGUGACAAGAACACCUACACAAGUCGCCAGCCAUGCACAGAAGUACUUCAUCCGUUUAAACUCUAUGAAUAAAGAUAGGAGGAGGUCAAGCAUACAUGAUAUCACUAACGUCAACGACGUAGCAGUGCCUCAAGGGACAAUAACUGGUCAGACAAAUGGUUCAUCAGGAGGCUCAUCUAAUAAACCAAGCAAAGAACUUUCUCAAGCUCCAUCACUUCUCGAAGGAGUUCUUGUGUAUGGUGGAACCACCAUAGGGCAGCCAGUAGGAGGACAUCUCGUCUCAGCAAUUGGAACACCGGUGCAUCCUCUCCAGCAUAUGGCAUUUAGUGUGAGAGCCCCAGUUCAUGGACAAAUGGUUCCAGUCGCCCCAAUGAACAUGGGUGCCCCAGUCAACACGGUUCCCGGGUCCAGCGCUUAUCCAGUGCCUCACUCAUCUGCUCAUAGGUAAGCGAUAUGUAUACUUACAGAGGAGGGUAGGGGGGGCUAUAUAUCUGGCGCUCAUUUUGUCAGGAGUUAAGUUUCUCUUUGACAAGAGCAAACAUAAUAAAUUCCAGUUUUGCAGACAUGUUUUAGCUGGAUUUUCGGUGACAGUUCUUGUUAAGUUCACUUUGUAAGAAAUGAAUUGCAUGCAUGUGUUGUGCUGC
Molecule: messenger RNA, 1428 nt
Organism: Daucus carota subsp. sativus
Lineage: Eukaryota; Viridiplantae; Streptophyta; Magnoliopsida; Apiales; Apiaceae
Product: transcription factor SRM1
Exons: 3
Coding region: 342-1232 (296 amino acids)
Molecular function (GO): DNA binding
Source: RefSeq, a predicted model, not a curated record